Cynoglossus semilaevis (tongue sole) is the source of this 4749-nucleotide messenger RNA. RefSeq names its product striatin-like. The transcript has 19 exons. Bases 274 to 2583 code for a protein of 769 amino acids. NCBI's taxonomy places the organism in Eukaryota, Metazoa, Chordata, Actinopteri, Pleuronectiformes, Cynoglossidae. Gene Ontology annotation, cellular component: dendrite. The record is from RefSeq and is a predicted model, not a curated record. Gene Ontology annotation, molecular function: protein-containing complex binding; calmodulin binding; armadillo repeat domain binding.
AUUUCUUUUCUGAUCCCUUCUGUUCUUUCUCAGCGUCUGAGUGUGCGAUGGACGAGGCUCCGCAGUUAAAUAGACAAAUUCUGCGGCUGUGACGCAUCAGCUGAUUAACACGUGGCGCCAAUCGUCGUCGGCAUCACUGACGCUGGGAAAGGAUGGGGAGAGUCAAAGGGAUUGGGUUAGGGUCGAAGAAGAACAGCUACGGGUUUGGCAAAAAGGACACUGUACCGGAACGGUUGAAAGCAGCGGGCCGAACCAGAACCUCGUCGCCCUGCCAUGGACGAGCAGGCGGGCCCCGGGGUGUUCUUCAGCGGCGGCAGCGGAGUCAAAGCUGCGCCGCUCGGAGACGUCACAGAGACAGCCGGAGCUCAGUACAGCAUCGCGGGGAUUUUACACUACCUCCAGUACGAGUGGGCCCGGUACGAAGUAGAGCGGGCUCAGUGGGAGGUGGAGCGGGCCGAGCUGCAGGCUCAGAUCGCCUUCCUCCAGGGCGAGCGACGAGGUCAGGAGAAUCUGAAGAAAGACCUAGUGAGAAGAAUCAAGAUGUUGGAGUAUGCGCUCAAACAGGAGCGGGCCAAGUACCACAAACUGAAAUAUGGAACCGACCUGAACCAGGGAGAGAUUGAAGUCCCCAGUUAUGACUCAGAUGAGGGUGAUGACACUGAAGCUCCCAGUCCUCCAAACAUAAGCAGCCAUCAUCAGCUCAGCUGGAAACAGGGACGUCAGCUGCUCAGGCAGUACCUGCAGGAAGUGGGCUACACUGACACCAUCCUGGAUGUGAAGUCUCAGCGAGUGCGAGGUCUACUCGGUCUGACGGAGGAUUCCAAAGUCAGCAGAACUCAACCCAUGGUCAACGGUACCGAACCGUCGUCUCAGAACUACAGCACCAUGAUCAGUAAACCUGAAAUGUCCGACUCCGCCACCGUGCUGGAGGCCUUCAAAUUCAUUGAGAGCGCCGUAGCCUUCUGUGAUGAAGAUGAGGAGGAAGAAGAGGAGGCCGAAGGGCAGGACAGAACCAUCCUGGAACUGGCUACAUUAGUGAAGAAGAAACAGUCAUCAAUGCCGUCUUCUACGACUUCAGACCUCAGUGACGACCCAGACGCAGAGAAGGCCCUGAAGGGGUUCGAUUUCUUGGCGGGUCAGGAUGAUCUGGACGGACUGCCUGAGCCUGGGACCGAGAAGCAGCAGCCGUCCUCCGUGGCUGAAGCGUCCUGGAUUGUGGAUCAGAGUCUGAUCGCCCAACUGAAGGAGCAGUACAGGAAGGAGCGCAAGGGCAAAAAAGGAGUGAAGAGACCAAACCGCUCUAAGCUCCAGGACAUGUUAGCCAACCUCCGUGAUGCUGAGGAUCUCCCAUCAGUCCAGCCUUCUUUGGCUCCGCCCACCAGGCCUAGUGUCCCCAGACUUACAGAACAGGAAAUCGGUCGGCUGGACGAGGAGGCCAUGACAUUCCUACCAUCACCUGGAAAAUCUUUCAUCCUGGGUCAAGUGGAUGAGGCGGUUUCCCACGAGCUCGGUCUGGGAGAACUGGCCGGACUGACCGUGGCUAACGAAGCUGACGGCACGUCAUAUGACAUCAGCACCAGCACGGACGCCCUGAGGAAGACCUGGAAUCCCAAGUUUACUCUGCGCAGCCACUUUGACUCAGUGAGGAGUCUGGCCUUUCAUCCAGUGGAGCCCAUCCUGAUCACCGCCUCCGAGGACCACACCCUCAAACUGUGGAACCUCCAGAAGACGGCGCCAGCCAAGAAAUGUGCUGCGUUAGAUGUGGAGCCCGUUUACACGUUCAGAGCACACAGUGGAGCCGUGCUCUGCGUCACCAUGACAUCCAACGGUGAACAGUGCUUCAGCGGAGGAGUGGACGGUAACAUUCAGAGCUGGAACCUCCCUAAUCCCAACAUCGACCCCUACGACUCAUACGAUUCCUCUGUCCUCAGGGGGGCGCUCUCUGGUCAUACCGACUCAGUGUGGGGUGUGGUCCAUAGCUCCGCCCAUCACCGUCUUCUGUCUUGCUCCGCCGAUGGGACGAUGCGGUUGUGGAACGCUGCAGAUACCUCACCGUGUCUCGCUGUUUUCAACGAAAAAGGAGAGCUGGGUGUGCCGACCUCGGUUGACGUGGUGACCUGUGAACCAAAUCAAAUGAUAACGUCAUUCUCCACGGGACACAUUUGCCUCUUUAACAUGGAGACUCAGCAGCUCAUCCUGAAGAUUGAUUCUGCUGGACCACCAGACGCUCCAUGUAAAAUCAACAAAGUGCUGAGUCAUCCUACGCUUCCAAUCACCAUCACGGCUCAGGAGGAUCGCCACAUUCAGUUCUUUGACAACAACACAGGUAAAUGUGUCCACUCCAUGGUGGCUCAUCUGGACUCGGUGACCAGUCUGGCUGUGGAUCCAAAUGGACUUUACCUCAUGUCAGGAAGUCACGACUCCUCUGUGCGUUUGUGGAACAUGGAAACCAAGACGUGCAUCCAGGAGGUCACAGCUCACCGUAAGAAGUUUGAGGAGUCCAUCCACGCUGUGGCGUUCCACCCAACCAUGUGCUAUAUCGGCAGCGCCGGUGCUGACGCGCUUGCCAAGGUUUUUGUAUGACUGAACACCACCACUCACCCCCCGCAUCCCCCCCCCACCACACACACACACACACAUACUCACUGGACUUCGGCUGGCCUGGGUCCUGACAACACUCCACACGCCAAUGAGGAACAGACAACAAGCCAAAAACAAGCACCUGUCAUCUUCAGCUCUAGUCUGUGUUUGCGUUGGUCUGUGCCUUUACAUGAUCUUAGAAUUCAAGUUGAGCAGAUAUUAGCCCCGCCCACAAUGACAACUGUUGCUAUGGCGACUGCUUUUACUGAUAUUUUAUUCACUUGGCAUGGAUUUAAGUGUAGACAAACAGAGGCUUUUAUUGUGAAAUGCCCAAAUUUAUUAUUGUAGGCAAACAUAAUCAGACACUUUAUUUCGUUGUCAUUAUUAUUAGAGUCCUAAUGAACAUUGAUAAGAAUGUUACAGCGAGAGGUUUAGGAAAAUUGGUUGUUUUUUCUGUACCUAGAGAAACAGAAAAUAAAAGUUUGAGGAACAAAAUCUGGAGGUUAAUGCUAAAGUGCUGAAGAGGAGAUACAAUGAUCUUUAUUUUUUGCAAAACUGCAGCUUUGUAAAUUAUUAUUUAUUUUUGUGGAAAAUUUCAAAGCUGUGGCGUCGUGUGAGUUUGUGAACAAAAUUUGAUCUUGGAAAUGUUGAAUGUGGAUUAACAGUUGAUCAACAAGUGGAAACUUUUAUUUUGAAAAUUGCAUGCUAAUAUAGUAGCGAUGCUAACCCCUGUAUGUCGUUGACGUAACAUAUACAAUGUAUGAUCAUGUUAUGUCAGUUUUAAGGUAAAGAGAAUUCUUCUGAUUCGCCACUAAAAUAAUGUCAGUGUGGGCGGAGCUUAAGAUUGUUGCCCCCUCGUCUGCUUCAAUUAAGCAAACGAUAACUUAAUGGUUUUUGAUUGCUCAGCAGGUCUAAGGACCAAAAGUGGCAGUUUUGCACGUGUAAACACGACUACAUUAAAGUCAUCAUAGAGUUUGCGGUAUUCUGGGAACAAACUGGUAAUUUUUGUGUAUUUUUUUCAUAUGUUUUUUCUGAUGUAAAUAUUUGUAUUGAGGUUUAUUUUAAUAAUUUAUUGAUUGUUAAAACCUGCGACACUACUGUAUGUUUUCAUUGUUGUUUCUUCUUUGAUUUUGUAAUGGUUUUAGAAUCAACACAAACAACCAUCAGACCAACGUGACAGGUUGCUAAUGCUAACUCAGUCCUCUGGGUUGUUGGUUUGGUAAAUUUGUUUGUUAAACUUUUUUAUUGGCUUCCUUGUUUGUUGAUGAUGACGUUUUCUAACUUGAGAGUUUAUUCUGCUGCUCCGUUGUGACGUGUCACUCCCUGUUUUUUGUUUAAUUCUUUUUUUAACCAAAAUUCUGUGUUGAACGAUGAAGCUGUUUCCUUCUGAAAACUUUACUAAUGUAAGCGGAGAAAAGCCUAAAAAAGCUGUUUGUACAGUUUUUAGAUUUUAAAGCACUUUUGUUCAUUAAUGUGAAGGGCGUGUGCACAUAGGACUAGAACGUGAGUUAUUAAUUCUUGCUGCCUUCAACACGAAACUCGAUACAAUGUUUUUACAUUGAAUUGACAUGUGACACGUGACAUAAAUAUGAAUGGCAGCUAUCAUACAUUAACAAUAAUAUUAAACUAUUUUAAAGGCUAAGGGCAAAGUCAGGAAAGCUAGUUAAUACAAGUGAAGGUAUGCGUUAUGUAAUCUCUGAAGAACAUUUGGACCUUGUUGUUCUAGUCACCUAAUUAUAGUAAGUUAUUUUCACUUUGUAAAAAAGUCACAGCAUAUUUGAUUACUGAGAAAAAUGUGAGGUAUUCAUAGUGUUUCUACUGUACACAUCAACUAUCCAUUGUUGAACAACUGUUGUUUGAGGAAACCAUUUUUUAUCAGAAGCAUCAGAACUCGUCUCUUUAUUUUACCAAGUUAGUUACUUUUGAAGGUUAUAGCACUUAUAGGUGUGACAUCACUUCCUUGAAUGAUGUCAGUUUAACUAAAUACAAAAAUGUAUUAUUAAUAUAUUAUUAAUUUCGUUAUUUCCCAUGUACAGUGAAGCAUUGUAGAGAAUUUAGACCAUGAUAUGUAGAUAAAGAAUUAUAUAGCUGUUGUUCUUUUUAAUUUGAAAUAAAUGGGAGAGAUACAUAUUUAUCAAUAACAAUAAUAAAGGUAUAUGUUGUAUAUCA